AUGCCGCGGCAGCAUGUGCGGGAGCUUUGGCAGAUGGACGAAAUCGUGGAGGAGAUCCUCUUCCGCCUCCCUCCGGACGAGCCCGGGAACCUCCUCCGCGCCUCCCUCGUCUGCAAGCCAUGGUGCCGCCUCCUCUCCGACCACGGUUUCCGUCGCCGCUACAGCGAGUUCCACCAAGCACCUCCCAUGCUCGGCUUCCUCCAGAGCUGGUCAACCUCCGCCGAGUUCGUCCCCACCACAGAAUUUUGCCCUCGCGAGCCCGAUCCCCGGCACUCUUAUUCUGUGUGCGACUGUCGACACGGCCGCGUCCUCCUCCGGUUCAGGGAUGACGAUAAGCAAUUCUUAACCGUCUGGAACCCCAUGACGGGCAGCCAAAGAGUGUUGCGUGUCCCAGAAUAUUCGGGGAUGAGCGACUGGUGUACCUCGGUGCUCUGUUCUGGGAGCAGCUACAACCACGGCGACUGCCAUUUGGGUCCAUUCCUCGUGGUUUUUGUCAGCCUUCACGAGCAAGAAGGGGUCGCUAAGGCGUGUGUUUACUCGUCAGAGAUGAGUAAUUGGAGCUCUUCAGCCUCUCUUGAUGUCGGUUUCUUUGAGGAUGAAAUCCACUUCACUGCAAUGCCUAGUGUGCUCGCAGGAGACGCUCUCUAUUUCCUCAUUUCGAGGGACAGUAAUAUUGGUAUUCUCGAGUAUGACUUGGGCAAGUCCCGCCUCUCGGAAAUUCAUCUGGUGCCAGCGUCAACAUCGGCGAUCAUUUGCCCCAUCGCUCCUAUCCUCAUGGUGGCGGAAGAUGGCCAGCUGGGGCUCGCAGACCUGUACGAUUUCAACCUCUCCGUCUGGUGGAGGGAGGUGGGUCCCGAUGAAGUUGCGGUGUGGUCACAAUGUAGAGUCAUCGACCUCGAGACUCUUCUUCCCAUUGGCGAUCCUGAGGUAGCAACAGACUUGGUUGGCUCCAUUGAGGGCACUGGAAUCAUUUUUGCAAUCACAGAUCUUGGCACUUACAUGAUUGAUCUCAAGGCACUAACGUCAAAGGAGCUGUCGACCAAGCUCUAUCAACGUGAAGAUAUUGCAUGGGCCCUCUUUCCAUACCUUAGUUUCUACAGUCCACAAGGUGUUGUGGCUGGAGCAUCAAUUGAAACGGGACAUGGCAAUGAGGAAACAUAAAUCUCAAGCAAGCCGCUCAAGCAUGGAAGCUAAGGUUGCUGUUUUGGUGUUGGCUUUCAUUCUGGGUUUCGAGUUUGAUGGACGAUGGGAGAGUAGUUUCAGUUUAAUGGAUGAUGGGAGAGAUGUGUUGUGUCUUGUUAAUUAAGAAAUUAUCUCUAUUCUUGGUAACCAUGCUUUAGUUAUUCAAG
This is a messenger RNA of Lolium rigidum, 1349 nucleotides long. RefSeq lists its product as uncharacterized. Gene Ontology annotation, molecular function: protein binding. The transcript has 2 exons. The coding region runs from base 1 to 1161 and encodes 386 amino acids. NCBI's taxonomy places the organism in Eukaryota, Viridiplantae, Streptophyta, Magnoliopsida, Poales, Poaceae. The record is from RefSeq and is a predicted model, not a curated record.